AUGAGCAAAAGAAUUGUGAAGAGCUCAAAGUCCUCAAGAAGACACAAUUUCUCUUCCUUCAAGGAGAGAAUUGAGGCUACUAAGAUAGAGCCUAAUUUGAACUUACUGGUGAGGCCAUACGAUGAAGUUGAGACUUCCCAUUUUCGCUCUACAUUGGAACAUUGGGCUGAAGUAAAUCUCAGUGGCAACUUUACUGAGUUUUUUGACCAAGUUAAUUCAUACUGUCAGUCUCUUCCUCAGUUGUUACAUCAUCAGAAGCAUAUCUUUGACACUUUGGUCCGUCAUAUCCAAAUUGUAGACCCAUUUUCGCUCGAGCCGCUACUUGAAUUACUAUCCCAGUUUAUUCACGAUCUUGGACCCGAUUUCAUGGUCUACUACCCCGAUGCACUCGCCUUGAUCACAGAAACCAUCCUUAAAAUAGAACCGAACGAAUCACAAAAUAAUAGAAACUCUUCGAAUGUUUUAGAGUGGUGCUUCAAUUGUUUGGCGUUUACAUUCAAAUACCUUUCCAAGUCAUUGGUCAGUGAUCUCACUACUACAUUUGACGCAUUAUUGCCUCUCUUAGUUUCGAUCAAAAAAUCAUAUCUUUCUCGAUUCAGUGCAGAAGCUAUGUCCUACUUGAUACGAAAACAACCUGCCGAGCAUUUACAAAAGACGAUACAUCACACCUUCGUUAGUCAUGGCCACGAACUAAGAUCAAAUGCGGUUUACCGUGAGGCAUUAGUGGUGUUAUACGGAGAAGCAAUGAAAGGUACUGAAGGUGCAUUGCACUCAAGAUCCAUGAACACCUUAGGAAGUCUCAUAAAAAUAACACUCACCAUUGACGAGAAUAGAGAAUUCGUAACUCUGGUGGUCUCCAAAUUGAUUCUCCUACUCAUUAAUUUUGGCAGUGUUGAAAACAGCAACAAAGUCUAUAACACCACGCUUCAGCUAUUAAAUGCUCAUCUUGGUCAGAAUCCGCUGCAAUUGGAUUUGAUUACUUCGGUGCAUUUUCUUUUGUCCUUGUCAUUUGCGGAUUCUGGUAAGAAAAACUCUCUGUGGAAUGUCAUCUUCAGUCAUACAGAAAAGAUUACAAAAAUUGCAAACUCACAUAAAGAGAAAUCGCAAACGUUACAUGAUUCAUUAAUUUACCUCUACUGUGUGAUGAUUCGUAAUACACCCGCAAAUGAGUUGAUGAAGUACUUCAAAAAAUUGAUAUCUGGAGGCUCACAAUUGGACGGUGGAAAAUUUUUUUUUGCAUUAAUCGAGGGUAGCUAUGCGCUAGCACAAGACACUUUAAAGUCAUUGCAGGUAACCAAACUGAUCCAAGAAUUCUUAGUGUCGAAUGAGAAUUCUAAUGUGGUAUUACCCUUGUCAUAUUUUCUCAUGAACACUCACAAUAAAGGUUUAUCAAACACCUUGACAUUACCCAAAAACAUAUCACGUAUGGCGUUACAAAGCAUAAAGUCAUCCGGAAAUAAUGAUGAUGAAUUGCCCUUUUCAUGUUCUGCACUCGUAAUAAUGAGACACAUUACGGUAGACUCUGAGGUAUUGCACGUCUUGUGUAAAAAAUUGGAGCAAAUAUGGAGCUACAACGAUGUCACUCCUGAACGGGCAUAUGCUGCUUCGUUGAUCAUUAACAUAAUCUCUUCCAACAAAGAUCGUUUAGGUGAAAAAUCUCUAGCCGAUGUUUUCAGCCAAUCAUGUGACAAAUUCGACAAUUAUAGAACAUACGUCUCCUUUUUGGAAGCUUUCGUUAAGUUCAUCAAUGCGUACCCUUCUGUUCAAGCAUCUGAAGUUGAGCUUAGCAAUAUUUGCUCUAUGCUAGUGAAAAACUUGAGGUUGCCUAAUCGUGGAUGCAGAGAAAGGUCUGCUCACUUGAUUAGGUUGAUUUUGAGCUACAUCGAAAGUCCUAGCUCCAUCAUCUCACAGGUAGAAACUAUUGAACAGAUCCCAUUGACUGUGGAAUCCUCCAGGGAUGUAACAUUAAAAAUCAGAAAUCUUUAUUCUGCCUUUCAACAAGAAGUGAACAUUUCUGAGCUCGACUCACAAAUUAUGUUUAACUAUACGUUCGGUCUCCUUUCCAACAAAUUUCAGCCCUGCUCGGAUGCUGUAAUCGAGUGUAUCCCUUCUGUGUGUAAUAAGUUAUACUCUGGCUUAUGGGAGGGAUCAAUUGAGUUUAUUUGCAAGUCUUACUCAGGACAAACAGAAAAGAGUCAAUUACACGAAGAUUCUUCAGUGGCUGAUGAACUGUGGUUCGCUGACGAUCAAAGAUUGAAGGGUAAUUUCAAGACUAUUUUUGAUGUUCACAUGUCGCCUUAUUUGACUCCCCUGAAUGCUAUUAUACACUCAAUAAGAGAAGGUAAUGAAGAGGAAUACCCGUCAUUAAUGCGGACUCAGGCAAUCAAGGUCCUAAGCGCAAUACCGUCCUUUUGGCAAGAACACUUGCGUGUGUUAGCCUCAUUGAUCUGCAAAAUAAUCGACGGCGAAGACAACGAUUUCGAUUCUUCCAUGGGAUCGCCUUGGACUAUGAAAGAAAGAAACUUAUUCAUUGGUAUUAUCGCCAAGACAAAGCACUUAAAGAAACUCGAAGACAAGGAAAGAUUGCAUGCCCAUAUACUCAAGCUUUUGUCUAGCAGACAGAGCGAGGGGCAGAAAUUGGCAUUGGACAUAAUAUUCAACUUUCAAGAUCAAGCUAUCAACAAGUACAGGGAUCAUUUCAACAAUCUUCUAGAUGAUUCACUUUUUAGAGAUGAGAUCGUUACGUUCUUAUCGGCGGAUUCUACUUCUGUUAUCGAGGCCCCAGACUUUCCACAAGUGAUCAAUAUCGCCUUGCACAUUUUGUUUGGUAGAGCUCAAAGGACCUACAAAAGCAACAGUAGUAUGGGCAAAAAGCAUGCUGUAUUUCAAGCGCUUGGAAACCUCGAGGAGCCCGAGAUUACUCUCUUCCUUCGAAUUGGUUCCAGUCGUUUAGAUUACCAGUCUUAUGUCAACAUUUCACACGAUUCCAACAUAACGCAAGCCGAACUAAGAAAAUGCCUUGGUUUCUACAAUCUUAUAAAUGAGUUAGUGGAAGUGAUCAGUCCUUCUAAACGAUCGUCAUUUCUUCUGAUCAUAGAACCAAUAAUCUAUGGAUUGGUUUUGGCACAAACGUAUAUUACUAGAGGAGAAGACAAGAACGAGGUCGAGUUCAAAAUUGCAAAGCAGGUCAGACUGACGGGCUUGAGAUGCUUUGCUUCUGUUGUCAAAUUUCUUGGAGAGACGGCGCCGUGGCAGAACUAUAGCGCAGUUUUAUUCGAAAAGGUGUUUGCGCCAAGAUUAGCAGCUUUUUCUCAAGAAAACUUGCAACAACCUUCUGCACUUUUGAGUGUGUUUACUAGCUUAGUUGACUAUCUGUCAUCGAGAGCCCUAUUAUAUCAUGACGACUUUCAUCUUUGUCGGGCCAUUGUCUCACUUCUUUCCAACAAGUUUAUCAAAGGCUCGGUCGUUCUAGCAAUACUUGACUUUUGUUUCAAAUCAUUAUCGGUGAAAUCUGUUGAUGAUGAUAGGCUAUUCACUUUCUUAGCUAUUUUGGUAGAGGGCAUCCUUCGCAACUUACCCAACCUAAUACUGGAAUCGGAAAGUGAAGAAGUUAUUGAAAAGUCAGUACAGCUUCUAUUACACUUGAUUCAGGGCAAUUAUGUUGAUGAUAUCUCAACCCGAUCGUCCUUACUCGACUCAUUGAAGCACGCUUUAGACCGUUCAAGUUUAGAAAGUGGCCAGACCUUGCUAGUUCUUCAGGCGAUGUCUUCGAUUCUCGAAGCAUCAGGAUUUGAAGAAUCCGAACUAUGGAGUGUUUAUGAUAUAUGCUGCAAACGUUUGAGAUCUACAAAGGAACGGGACCAGCGACAGGUCCUUCUGAAUAUUUUUGUUGAGAUUGGUACCAAAUUGGAUGAUGUCAGGUUAACUACUGAGCUCUUGAAGAAGAUGAAUGCUUUCAAAGCUACAAGAAAUGAGCCUGAUUUUGAUCAACGACUCCUGGCUUUUCGGGAGGUGAAUGAAGUUCUAUAUCCAGACCUCAACGUGAGACAAUGGAUGCCUUUUAUUUACUGUGCUCUCUACUACAUCAACGAUGAGUCUGAACUUACAAUGAGAACUAAUGGUUCUUUUUUGUUAUGUCGUUUUGUCGAUUGCUUUUCUAAGAAAAGUACUGCUGAGGAAUCGACUCCAUAUAUUCACGUUUUAAAGGAUGUGAUUUUGCCACACAUCAGGAGUGGUCUCCGCAAUCGUAAUGCCGACGUACAGUCUGAGCAUGUUACUUUUUUGGCAUACUUGAUUGAGAAUGCACGGUAUUACACUGACUUGGACGACAUGAAAGUGCUCUUAUUCAAUAAUGAUGAAGAAGCAAACUUUUUCAGAAACAUAAACCAUAUUCAGAUCCAUCGUCGUCAAAGAGCUAUUAUGAGGAUCAGAGAUUAUCGCGAGCAAUUAACCAGUUCAAGUAUUGCUCACUACAUCUUGCCAAUGAUUGAAUACUACUCUGUUACUGAUGACGAGAGAAUGAGAAAUGUCUCAAACGAGAGUAUUAAAACGAUAAGUUUACUUGCCCGAAGACUUAGUUGGACACAGUUCCGUGCUGUCCUUUCUCGAUACCUCUCGUUACUAAAGGGUAGAAAAGAAGAACUGUUGGGAGUCCAUGUCAGUUUGGUUGUGGCACUCUCUGAAGCUGCAUUAGGUGCAAUUGAAAACUUCAGAUCUGGUAUUUUGACCGAUACGUUUGCUAAUAUUCCUUCUCAAGACAUCAUUGAUAGCAGCUUUUCGACAGAUGUCCUUCCAAUAAUAAUUAAGGUUUUGUCAACGCGUAACGAUGAGACCAUCGUUUCCAGAAUUCAAACUAGGGAGAAGGAGUAG
Meyerozyma guilliermondii ATCC 6260 is the source of this 4869-nucleotide messenger RNA. RefSeq names its product UTP20 family protein. The transcript has a single exon. Lineage: Eukaryota; Fungi; Ascomycota; Pichiomycetes; Serinales; Debaryomycetaceae. The coding region runs from base 1 to 4869 and encodes 1622 amino acids. The record is from RefSeq and is a predicted model, not a curated record. Gene Ontology annotation, cellular component: 90S preribosome; small-subunit processome; nucleolus.